AGAACUAGAUUAAUUCUUGAUUUCUAAUGCUAAAAUGCCAUAGGAUUCUGUGAAUAUGCAGCAAGCUGUUGGAAAUCCCUCUGAUGUUUCCACAGCCUUCUACUAGGAGAGGUCACCAUAUUAAUCUAGUAGAGGAACACUAAGGAUACUGUGAGGUUAAUUUCACUCAGAUAACGGCAAAACCUUGAUAGUGUUUCAUAAGAAUCCUUCACAAAACUCAGUGUUUAUGUGAAGCACUAAUUUUAAAAAUAAACUAGAAUCCUCCUGCCUUCUUAAAUGGCCUGAUGUGACAGCUGCCCAGGCCUCAUUUCUCUUUUUCUUAUAUUUAUUUUUUUUUUUUAACCUAUGGAACUUUGCCCCUGAGAAGGCAUGUAUUUUAACUGAGAGGUAGCAUCCAUGGUAUCCAGUAAUGAAAGCUGAUUGAUUCUUUUGGGGAUGAACCUUGCAACCCUUACCCAAUUAGCAUCAUCCUCUUACCUACUGAGUUAAAUGCAAUAGAAUGACAGCUCCUCAAGCACCUUUUAACUCUUUUGCCCUCAUUUCAAAGCCCAGCUCAUUGUCUUACUUUGUUAAGAAGCAUAUGAUGUGACUGGGAUAGGGAAGAAAAAGAAAAGCACGUUGUCACUUGAAUGAGACUGGCUUAGAAAUGUUACCAAGUCAGUGUUGGGUGUUUCCUUUCCUUUAAAGAACAGGCCUAAACAGUACCUUCCUCAUCCGUAGCUACUAGGAAGGCACCAUGAUUGAAAUUAGAGAUGCUUCCUUGGUUGAUUUUUAUCAAGCGUAAACUAAACCAGCUUUAAGCAAUACUUAACAAAAGAACAGGAGUGAAAAGUUGCUGCAGUUGUAAAGGAACUCUUUUUAUACAAGUUUUGUUUCUUGAACAAAAAGUGAAUCGUAAGGAAAGAAUGAGAUUGGAAAGUCAGUGGGAGAAACAGCUAUAGACGUAUAUUUAAAUCUUGAGUCUGUUGGAUUUUGUGCAUAUUAUUUAAACUCAUUAAGCCUUGGUUUCUUCAUACAUAAAAUGGGGGAAAUAUUUACCUCAUAGAAUUACCUGAAGGAUCAAAUGAGGUUUUGCCUGUAGCAAAGUAUCUAGCCAUGGUAGAUAUGUAAUAAAUGGCAGCUGUUAUCUAUAAUAACAACUUCAUAUUACUGAAACUUUACCAGGCUAAGAAAGGAAAAAAAAAAAAAGCAUGGGAAGCAUAAGAGAGGGUGAUAAUAAAAUGAACUGACUAUAUGUGUAUAUAAAAUAGAUUACGUUAGGCCUGGGUAUCAUGAGGAUUAGUGUGAUAGUGACCUUGUUGCUAAGUACAAAAGCAAAACAAUGACACAAAAACAAGUAUGCUAAGCGCUGAGUGGGGGAGAGAGAUGGAGACGGACACAGUAGGAAAAAAGAGCUGAUUAAAAAGGGGCCUUUGAUUCCACAGGCAUGAAAAUCCACAGCCAGGAAUUCGUUGCCACCUCUGAGUCAGGCAGGGGUGGGGGUGGGGUACACAAUCCCAUUAGUAGAGAAUGCCCAGUGGAUUUAGUCUGUGAGAGUCACAUUUCUUAUUUGGACCAGUGUAGAUAAAAGCAAACCCAGCUCACUUGUUUCCUGGGACGGUUGAGUUAGGGGAUGGCUUUCGCAGAGCACUCACCGCCGACCCCUCACCGCCGGGACCUCUGUAGCCGCUCUAUCUGGCUAGCAAGGAAGAUUCGUUCAGACCUGACUGCUCUUAUGGAAUCUUAUGUCAAUCAUCAGGGCCUGAACAAGAAUGUCAACCUGGACUCAGUAGAUGGAGUGCCAAUGGCAAGCACUGAUCAGUGGAGCAAGCUGACAGAAGCAGAGCGACUCCAAGAGAACCUCCAAGCUUAUCGUACCUUCCAUGUUAUGUUGACCAAGCUUUUAGAAGACCAGCGGGUGCAUUUUACCCCAACUGAAGGUGACUUCCAUCAGGCUAUAAGUACCCUUCUACUCCAAGUUGCUGCCUUUGCUUACCAGCUGGAGGAGCUGAUGAUGCUCUUGGAGCACAAGAUCCCCCCCAACCAGGCUGACAGAACGUCUGCUGCUGUUGGAGAUGGUGGUCUCUUUGAGAAGAAGCUGUGGGGCCUAAAGGUGCUGCAAGAGCUUUCGCACUGGACAGUGAGGUCCAUCCAUGACCUUCGUGUCGUUUCUUCUCAUCAGACUGGGAUCCCAGCACACGGGAGCUAAUGAUCAGAAAAUGUAGCGGUUACCCUUUUUGCCUUGCUUUCUUUUCUAAUGGAAUAUACAUAGCUCUCUGGGACCUCACUUUCCCCAUCUUAACUUUUUGAAAACCUCCAAGACCACAAAUAUUUUCAUCAAGUAGGGUUAGAGACAUGGGCAAAUGGGCACGUAGGUUUAGUUUGGGGUGCUGUGCGUGUGUUUGGGAAGGUAAAGGACGGGCUGGGAGCAAUAUCCCUUCACCGCAGUGCUCUAACCUUUUCUACCCGGUAAAUAGCCUGUCCUUCCUCACAGAAGGAAUAUAUUUUUAACUCUAGUUCUGGAUGACUCUUCUCAGAAGACUGAGUGAGCUAAAAAUCAUGAACUCUCUAGUCAAUUCAAACUCGCAGAUAAUAAAAAUAGCAACUAACAUUGAGUAUCUACGGAUAUGGAGGCAUUAUGCCAGGGGCUUUAUAUAUAUUAUGUAUCAUUUUCACAACAACCCUGUGAGUGUUUGGCAGAUGAGAAAACAGACCCACAGAGAUUUGUAACUUGGUCAAGGUCACACAGCAAAUGUUCGAACCCCGUUAUUUGUCAUUCCAAAGCCUAUGUGCCCGUUAGAGGCCUGGUCAUGAACCUGUGUUGCUGCAUCUUUAGCUGAGGAGAAUAGAAAGAUGUACCUAUGAAAUAUAUCCCCAGCACUGAAAAAGCAAUCCCCAUUACGUGCCCUGAUAGAGCCGUGGCACAAUUUUAAGUGUCGAAAGCAGUUAUUUGUUGCCCAUACAUGGUAAACAGAGCAGCCGGAGAUCAACAAACUUCUGAACGUAGAAAGCUAGAUAUGUGUUAUAAUACAGCCUGGUUUAAAGUGCCCACUAGGGUUCUUGAAUAUUGGGUUGGACACAGCUUGUACCAGGUUACCUCACAUUUACUAUAAUCAGUGUGACAGUGAUACUGGCGCUGUAACCCAAGCAUUCGUAUACAGCGGGUGGAAUACUACUCAGGUUAAAAAGUCACAGAACCCCUUUGCCACACAUUCUCUGGACUCAGUCAUGAGGAGAGGGUGAGGCCCACUCUAUCCCCACUAGAAAUGCCAGAGAUUGCACCAAUGUACAGUGAAGCCUCCCUGCUGCACAACAAAGAGAGAGGCUUGGGCAUUUAACGUUCCUGUGAGACCACGCGUAGUACGAAAGGCACUAACUGGUCAAUGUGGGCAUUAAUGGAAAAGGUGAUUCCUAGUAAGCCUUGUAUACUAAAGGUGCCUUGUGAGUCUAAAAGGUCCCAGGAGUGUUUUUUAUACUUACGCACUUAAUUAAAAGCCAGUAUGUUUAUUCUCAAAUCUUAGUUUGGGGGGCCCAAAUGAGUUUGAGGCUUCUCUUGAGUUUUUAGAGACAACUGUGUUCUUAAUUUCAGGAAGGUUUAGUGCCCAUAGGUUUCACAAGGCGGGAAUGGGUAAUUCAGCUUGUGUCCAGACUCCAUCGAGUCACUAUUAGGUGAGGACUCUUGACUAGGCAUUGCGGACAGACAGCGUGCUUGGUAAAGUAGAGGGUCAGUGAAAAAGGAAGACGCUCAACAAGAUGGAUUGACACAGUGGCUGCAACAGUGGGCUCAAGCACAACGAUUGUGAAGAUGGCAUACGUAGGGUCGCUGUGAGUUGGAACUGACUCAGUGGCACCUAACAACUGCGCUAGGCAUUGUGGCAAUACAGGGGAAGUAAGGCUUUGAUCUCUGGUAUGCAUUUGUGGAAGCAAGGCCAUAUCCGUAUAAAAUAAGGGGAUAAUACCAGAUUGGGAUUGUAGGGCACAGGUUUAAGUGUUACUGAGUGUCUUGGUCAUCUAGUGCUGCUAUAACAGAAAUACCACAAGUGGAUGGCCUUAACAAAGAGAAGUUUAUUGUCUCACCGUCCAGUAGGCUACAAGUCCGAAUUCAGGGUGCCGGCUCCAGGGGAAGGCUUUCUGUUUCCGUCGGCUCUGGAGGAAGGUCCUUGUCAAUCUUCCCUUGGUCUGGGAUCAUCUCAGCGCAGGAACCUCAGGUGCAAAGGACGUGCUGUGCUCCCAGCACUGCUUUCUUGGUGGUACGAGGUCCCCACUCUGCUUGCUUCCCUUUCCUUGUUAUCUCUUGAGAGAUAAAAGGUGGUGCAGGCCACACCCCAGGGAAACUCCCUUUACAUUGGAUCAGGAAUGUGACCUGGAUAAGGGUGUUACAUCCCGCCCUAAUCUUUUUUAACAUAAAAUUACAGUCACAAAAUGGAGGACAACCACACAAUGCUGGAAAUCAUGGCCCAGCCAAAUUGAUAACACACAUAUUUGGGGGGACAUAAUUCAGUCCAUGACACCGAGUUCAAACGAAGGAGAUGAACGAGAGCCCAGAAGGUUGGCUGAAUACAAAAGAGAGAAAUUAAAACCAAAACCCACUGCCAUCGAGUCGAUUCCGACUCAUAGCCACCCUAUAGGACAGGGUAGAACUGCCCCAUAGAGUUUCUAAGGAGUGCCUGGUGGAUUUGAACUGCCGACCUUUAGGUUAGCAGCCGUAGCACUUAACCACUAUGCCACCAGGGCUUCCAAGAGAGAAAUCAGGAGGAGAGAAAUAAGGGAUAGUUGCCUGGUUAAAAGAAAGCUAAACAUUCGGGUCCAGCUACCAGUAAAAAAAAAAAAUUUUUUUUUUUGAUUAAUUUUGCUUCGUGCAUAACUUUGUACAGGUGUAUAGUUCGCCACCAAAUGCAUAAGGCUAAUGUAAUUUAGCUUUUCCUUAUAUAAAUUGUUCUGCUUAAGAGCAUUUUCAAUUGAUAAAAGUAUCUGCUAAUUAAUGUGACGCUCUUAAAUUUACCUGGGUAGUAUUUUAGUCUCUUUUGUUUAAUGGAGAAGGAUGUCACGAAGAUUUCUUACUGGGGAAUGAUCAGUUAUGAACUAACCGACUCUGAAAGAAGUGACCCCUCCCCAAGGGUGUGUUUUAUAUCCAGCAGAUGUGGCAGGGCAGACAUCUGCAGAGGUUUCAGAAAUCAGUGAAGCCUAGCUUAAGCUCUCCCGAGUUGAGUUUGAAGUAUAAACAUGAGAGGCAGAUCUGAAGAGGCAGAGGAUCCAGAAGAGGUACUGUUGAAUGAAAGGCAAUAGGAAGCGUGAGUUUCAAUUGGGGAACAAAAACAGCAAGUGCUUACUGAGUGCAUUCCCAGCACGCUAAAAACUACAUACCAGUUUCUCCUUAAGAAACUUAACAAUAUGCCUCAAAAGAAAUAUGGAGAAACCCCUUAGAAUAGGCAGAGUGAAGGGGAAAUGAGCACUUAGCCAUAUUAACAGAGACAUGAGCAUGUAUGAGAUCUCUGAAUGUGUAGACAUUGCAUCAAGUUUAUCUGAAAUGUAUAAAGCCAAUUAAGAGCCUGACAAUAGGCCAGUGUUCUAUCCAUGGGUUUUAUCUUAUAGGUAGGGAUGAUGAAGACACUAGAAGUAUAUGUUUUUUUAAGGAUCCACAACCCAAAAGGAAUUUUUGACCUUUAGAUUUUAGAUCCCUUGGUUCUUAGAUAUAUACACGGAUAGGAAAGUUUUUGAUGUCUGGGGAACCAUAUAAAUAUGAAAACUGUAUUUAUAUAGAGAGAGUUACUUGUAAAGUGCAUGCAUUUAAUUCCUAUUCUCUAACUCAUUUUGUAAAGAGUAUUCCUUCCAUCCCGCUGGCCCCAGGAAAGUCCUCUCUGAGAUUGCGUUUUCCUGAAUCCAUCAAGGAAUUGCAUGGGUGAGAGUUGAAAAAUUUUGCGUAUACUGAUUUAAUAGAGUAACUUGGUAAAGGCUUGCAAAUUAGCACAAAUUUAAAGGCCAAGCAUGGAAUAAACAUUAGCUUUAAGAUAAUCAGGUUGGGGGUAGUGAAAGUUUUAGUAAGAAUGGAAAGUGUAAAGUCAUAGCGUUGGUAUUGCUGUUAUUUCAGGCCACUGUGGAUUGAAGCCCAAUGGAUGACUCAUUGUUGUGACCACUGGUAGAGGGAGAGGACAAGUAGAUAUUUCAGGGAGCCACAUCUGCAAAGUUCUUUAGAAUGACGUUUCUGAAUCUUCAGCUUCUCAUGAAGGCAGCUGAACACGCUUCCCUCUUUAUGGGGGUAAAAUAAAGAUGCAGGAAACUGAGGGGCCUCUUUCCCUACCAGAAUGUGAAGGAAUUGGUGAAGAGAAAAAAGGAGGGGGGUGUAAAAGGAGUAAAAUUUGAAUAUUACUCCAAUUGAUUUAUUAAAUAUAUUGUUGCUGCUAUUAGUUGCCUUCGAGUAGAUUCUGACUCAGGGCAAUCCCAUGUGUGCAGAAUAGAACUGUGCCCCACAGGUUUUCAUGGCCAUGACCUUUUGGAAGCAGACUGCCAACCUUUUGGCUAGUAAUCGAGGGGUUAAAUGUUUGCACCAUCCAGGGACCCCUAUUUACAUAUGUACACACUCAUACAAACACACUUUCAAUAAAAGACACUAGCAUAAUUUAGGCCAGGGCAUUCUUUUAAAAAAAAAAUUGGCCUACUGCCUCAUCCCGUCUCUAUGUCAAGCAUCAAACCCAAGAAUGGAGCCCUCUGAACACUGGUACAUUGAAAAAAUAAAAAUGAUAAAAAUUCAUCUUUUGACUCAAAAGUUCGUGUAGAGUCUUGAGGUCUAUAGAUAAUGACAGACUAAAAAGACAAUAAUUUGAUCUUUUGAUGAAAUGUGUGUGGGGUGAGAGAAGAAAAUAUGUGUGCAUGUGACUCUUACCAUAAAAUAUAUUACUUGGCUCCAUUUUUGGCACAUAGGAAAUAAAAGGUGCAAGAACAGCUAACAAUAAAAACUAUGAGUUCUUUGAUUUCUGUAUUUUGAGAUGAGCAAAGGAGGUUUCAAGUGAUGUCAACAUUGGAGGAAAUAUAUUCCCCCCACCCAGGGCCAAGCUCAUUCAAGUGUGCUGGGUAAAUCUUCAGGAUGCCGGGCCACUGGGCUAAACUCCCAAGGCCAGUCAGCCCCUCCACUGACAGGUUAAUGUGCUCUGCCCUCUGGCUAUGCUGUUUUAUCUGCUAGCCUGAAAACGAAGAUUCCUUUCAUAUGAUGUGAUUGUAAGCAUUUGACACCCCCCUCCCCCCAACAAGCCUUUAAAAGGCAGAGAAGAACCCAGAUUAGGCCAUUUCUAAUCAGUUUGAAGGUAGAAAUUAUGGUUAAAAAAAAAACCAAACCUGCUGCCAUCGAGUUGAUUCCGACUCAUAGUGACCCUAUAGGGCAGGGUAGAGCUGCCGCAUAGAGUUUCCAAGGAGCGCCUGGUGGAUUGGAACUGCUGGCCCUUUGAUUAGUAGCCAUGGCACUUAACCACUACACCACCAGGGUUUCGCAGUCAAGUUGACUCUGACUCACGGUGACCCAACGUGUGUCAUAAUAGAACUGUACUCCAUAGAGCCUCCAAGGCACUUUCAGAAGCAGAUCGCCAGGCCUGUCUUCCAAGGUGCCUCUGGGUGGAUUCGAACAGCCAGCCUUUUGGCUAGUAGUUGAGCACUUAGCUGUUUGCACCACCCAGGGACUAGAAAUUAAGUUGUGGCAAAUCGCAAAGGAGAAAAUUUGAGAUGCUGCUGUGAUAUUGCCUAUUUCUAUCCACAUGUUCAAAGUAGUAUGGGGGAGAAUGAUGUAUUUAUUAUUUGCCAUGUCAAGCAGCACUCCUCUGUUUUAUGCCAUGUAAUCUUCUAAGAUUUCUCUCUUUUACAGAGGAAGGAAAUGAGAAUGAGCAUUAACUUGCUCAAGUUCCCUUGACUAGUGUGAUAGGGCUAGAGUAUGAAUUCUGACUCCAAAGCUCAGUCCACUCCACUCCACAGUCAUAAAACGCCUGAUAAUUGAGAUGACGUGCUGAGUUCUAUUCAUGUCAGUAAUUCACUUCCCUUAGAAAAAGCCAGUACGGACUUGUGCCAAAUCUUGCUCUAUGACAAAGCCUACGUUAGUUUCCAAACCUUGGGACAAGUCACUUUUUCUCAUCUUCAGAAUCAUUUAUGAAAUGGACAGGAUGGCAACCAAAUUUGACAGGUCGUUACGUGGUUUAGUCACGAUUGACUAUCUGAAAGUACUUGUACAUGACAUACAAACAUCGCCAAGUGUAUUUAAUCUAGUGUCUCACCUUGGAUUCAGCUUAGAUGUUUGAUUGAAGAGAGAGUCUACAAGAAUCUCAGAAAUAACAGUGGCUUCUCAGAUCAAGGAAACUCUGGUGGCAUAAUGUUUAAGUGCUACGGCUGCUAACCAAAAGGUCAGCAGUUUAAAUCCACUGAAACUUGGAAACUCUGUGGGGCAGUUCUGCUCUGUCCGACAGGGUCGCGAUGAGUUGGAAUCAACUUGAUGACAACGGGUUUGGUUUUGGUUCGGUUUCUCAGAUCAAGCUGGUCAUAGCCUGUUGCACCUUUGGGCCUUUGGCCACUAGAGGCUGACUGAGUCUCACCCACAGCCUCCAGGAAGCAUCCACCUUAGAGCAUUGAGGCCCAGGCAGUUCAGAAGACAACUUUCACAGUGGGAGGGGCCAGACAAGUCCUGGAAAAGCCUGGCAAGCUCCAGAGGGAGCCAAGGAAACAUGCAAAACCAAGGCAACGCCCCAGGAUUUGUUAAAGCAUGCACUUAGAAUCAUCCCCCCCUACCCACGCCCUCCUCUUAAAGGAAAAAAUUCAAACUUCAUUUACUUCAAUCUUUUCAUUAAAUACAUCACCACAAGAGAGCCAAAGAGGUUCAGCAAUCUCUCCUGGUUCCCCAGCUAGAAAUUGGAAGAUUUAGAACUAUAGCUAAAGUUCAGGGCAUUCUCCACUGCACCUCCCUGCUUCCCUGUUCCAAAAAAAAGAAAACCCAUUGCCUUCGAGUCAAUUCCAACUCAUAGUGACCCUAAAGAACCGAGUGGAACUGUCCCUUUAUGUUUCCAAGGAAUGGCUGGUGGAUUCGAACUGCUGACCUUGUUCGAUUAACAGCUGAACUCCUAACUCCUAAUAUGCACCACCCGGCCUCCGUAUUAGACCAAGUUUAUUUGAGGAAACAUCUGAUAUAUCUUACAUCCAGCGCCACGUAGCUCCCUUAUGUCCAAUAAUCCUUUGAAAGCUCCAGGAACAACUCGCAACCUAGACUUUCUGCCACCUGAACCCCACCUCCCACUAUAAUUUGGUGGUCGUACAUGCUGUUCCCUAAUCUGAUGGCAGAAGUGAAACACAUUCUGAGGUAAAUGAAUUCACGUUCAUGUGGUAAUAGCAAAAUAUGCUGUUCUUUCCAGGAUAAAUGACAUUUGAACGAAGUCCCAGGGAAGCUUUUUAAAAAUAAUGUUCUUUAGGCAGAUGUCUGUCUUUAGGUUAGACCAACCCUUAUACCAUGCCACUAGAUAAAAGGUUGGGGCCACUUUCUCUUCUCUUGCUUCACAAUCCCCAACUCCUAUCCCCAAAUCUUGGGGUGGAGGGAAAGUUGGAGAGUUAUACGAACAACUUCAUAGGCUGCAAAGAAAAUCUCAACAUCUCCAACCUGGUUCUAAGCUCUACAGCUCAGUCUUUCAGAGGUGUCCUGCCCUACUCCAAUCAAAUUUAUUGGCAAUAUAUAUUGAGGCCUCCUUUGAGCUAGUACCAAGGAUACAGAAAUAGAUAAUAAUAGUAGCAAACUUUUAUAUGGUGCUUUCUAUGUGCCGGUCAUUGUUCUAAUUGCUUUGCAUGCAUUGUCUCCUUUUGUUCACAUUAAGAGCCCUAUGAGUUAGGUCUAAAACGAAACCAACCCGGUUGCUGUUGAGUCAACUCUGACUCAUGGCUACCCUCUGUGUGUCAGAGUGGAACUGUGCUUCAAAGAGUUUUCAAUGGCUUACACUUUGGAAGUAGAUUGUCAGGCCUCUCCUCCGAGGUACCCCUGGGUAGACUUGCGGCGGAGCGCAUUAUAUCACCCAGAUACUCCAUAAGGUAGGUACAACAAUCCUUAUUUCACAAAUAAAGAAACAGGCACAGAGAACUGGUAGAUUCUAGCUCUUGAAACACUGCUGAUCUCUUGAGAGAGACAGCAAGUACACAACCAACUAUGACACAAGCCAGGUGUGGCUAGUGCCACAGGUAUAACAAAGCUGUGGGAGCUCAGAGGAAGGACAGAUUGGAGACAGCUUCUCUGAAGAGGCACUUUUGGCAGUUACACCUUGAAGGGAGUUGGGCUUGAUAUUUUCAGGUAGAAGCAGCAGCACUUGUGAUGGCUUGGCUGCUGGAAAGCAUAUGGCACAUUUGGGAACAUUUGCCAAGACUGGAGCUCAGGGUUCUCUGAGGGCUACUGUGAGAGAUACGAAAGAGUGGUGUCAAGUGAAGAUGGCUAAAAGAAUCCAUGGAAAACUCUUGAGGAGGGGGAGUGCUAGUCUGUACCCUACAUUUUAGAAAAACUAAUUCAGGGAUCUAUGUAAAAGCUGUAUAGGACAUGAAAGCAGGUGGAGGCAGAGAGGAUGCUGUAAUGCCCAAGGUAAUGUGUGUUCAGUUAUUUGCCAGCAACUACUUACUCAGCAGCUACAAGGUGCCAGGCACAGUUAUAGGCACCAGGAUACAGGAGUGAGCACAACAUAGAGUUCAGAGUCCUGAACUCUGAAGUUUGCACGCUGGUGGGGGAAGACAGGCAACACACAGUAAUGUAAUUUCAGCCAGUGACAAGAAUUGUGUAGGUGUUUUAGUCAUCUAGUGCUGCUAUAACAGAAAUACCACAAGUGGAUGGCUUUAACAAAGAAAUUUAUUUUCUCACAGCCUAGUAAUGUUACCAGUCCAAAUUCAGGGUGUCAGCUCCAGGGCAAGGCUUUCUCUCUUUGUUGGCUCUGGAAGAAGGUCCUUGUCCUCAAUCUUCCCCUGGUCAAGGAGCUUCUUAGGCGCAGGGACUCCGUGUCCAAAGGACACGCUGUGCUCCUGGUGCUGCUUUCUUUGUGGUAUGAGGUCAUCCACUCUCUGCUAGCUUCCCAUUCCUUUUAUCUCGUGAGAGAUAAAAGGAAAACUCCCUUUAUGUUGGAUCAGGGAAGUGACAUGGGUAAGGGUGGCAUUACAAUCCCACCCUACUAUUUUUAACCACAGGCAAAGAUGAUUAUAACACACAGGAAAAUUACAAAAUGGAGGACAACCACACGUGGCCUAACCAAGCUGAUACAUUUUGGGGGGGACAUAAUCCAUGACAGUAGGAAAUAAAAAAAAGAUGACAUGGUUGAAUAAGAAUCUACUUUGUAAACUUUCACCUAAUGCACAAUUAAAAAAAAAAUUUUUUUUUAAUGACAUUAUAGAAUUACUGAGAGUAGAGUACAUGAAGGCCUUUCUCAAAAAGUGGGUUUAUUGUUUGUUACAAUAAAGAACAUACACCUCGGGAAACAUGGGCUGUCUCAGUAGGAGGGUGCUGCUGUUAGCUCCUGACUCGUGGUGACUCCAUGCAAUAUGGAAGGAAAUCUCGCCUAGUGCUGCACCAUCCCCACGAUCAGUGCAUCAGACUGUUGGGAUCCACAGAGUUUUCUUUGGCUGAUUUUCAGAAGUAGAACACCAGGCCUUUCUCCAAGGCCUAUCUUAGGCUGGAAGCUUCCCUGAAACCUGUUUCACACCAUCACACCAUAGCAACUCACAAACCACCAAUGACAGACAGAUGGUGGCUGCACAAGAAGUGCGUUGGCCGGGAAUCAGACCUGGAUUUCUCACGUGGAAGGUGAGACCUCUACCACUGAACCACUAAUACUUUAAGAGGAUGUUGAAAAGCAACUAUUAUAGGAUUCGUGCUUUGGUGGGUGAAUUAGGGGAAGGCCUAAGAAGGCAGGAUUUUGCUCUAGGUUGGAUGCUGUCGGAAUGUGGGAGCAAUUCUACGAUUAUGCAUUUUUUGGAGUGGAACAGAGAUCUUGUUUUUGUCUGUGUUUAGACAAAAUUAUAAAGUGGCCUUGUUUUGGUUCAUUUUAUCAUGGCCUCAGAGUAACUUUUUCUGAGGUUGGUAUUCUGGGAGAUUGUUGAUGUUUGUGAGCAUCAGGCCAGCUUGUAAUACUCCUGAGGUCUAGCUCACAGUUUUAAAGUGAAAUUUUAAAUUACUUUAGAUUUGUCAAAUUUUCAGGAGCUUCCAUGAUAACUGGAGACCAUCUGGUUUAUGACAGCCCCUCCCUAUGUGGUAAAGAGAACAAUCACUAGAAGGGAUGGGAUUUGGACUAAGCCUAAACUAAAAAACCUAUUGUCUUCAAGGUGAUUCCAACUCAUGGAGACCCCAUGUGUUGUGGAAAAGAACUGCUUUAUAGGGUUUUCUUGGUUGUAAUCUUUACAGAAGCCGAUCACCAGGCCCUUUCUUCUGUGAUGCUUGCUGGAUGGGUGCGAAACGCCAACCUUUAGGUUAGUCGUCGAGAGCAAACAUUUUGUGCCACCCAGGGACCUAAGCCUAAACUAGAGACAGAGAAAUUGGAGAUAAGGGGUGGGCUUGGGAGGUGGGUUCAGAGGUUUACCAGGUCCUGCCCUUGUAAGUCCUCCACAGCUUCUCAGCUUUGUAUUAAUUUCUUUUCUUUUUUAAAGGAUAUAUGGUGGUUUAAGGUCCCUGGGUGGUGGAAACGGUUUCUCCUCAGCUACUAACCUAAAGUUUGGUGGUUUGUGCCAUAGGAAAAAGACCUGAAGAUCUGCUUCUGUAAAGAAGACGGCCAAGAAAACCUUAUGCAGCACGGUUCUCCUCUAACACAUGGGGUCUCCAUGAGUUGGAAUCCACUCAACAGCAAUGGGUUAUGGUGGUUUGUGAAUUCUUAUAACAUAAAAUUCUGAAAAAUGAGUUAAUCAGGAGGGAAAAUAAAGGCAGAAAAAAAAAUGGAACCAGGAUUGAGUUUAGCAACAAAAAUGUGGAAGGGCCUGUACUGCUGUCAAAGAGACCAAAAGUUGAUUCUAAGCUUUCUAGAAGUCAAAAUAAAGAGGAAACCUCUUUCUAGAAGUCAGAACAAAGAGGAAGACGA
Loxodonta africana (African savanna elephant) is the source of this 13028-nucleotide messenger RNA. It is a transcript of the gene CNTF, whose product is annotated as ciliary neurotrophic factor. Gene Ontology annotation, molecular function: cytokine activity; growth factor activity; ciliary neurotrophic factor receptor binding. Lineage: Eukaryota; Metazoa; Chordata; Mammalia; Proboscidea; Elephantidae. Gene Ontology annotation, cellular component: axon. Gene Ontology annotation, biological process: positive regulation of axon regeneration; negative regulation of neuron apoptotic process; ciliary neurotrophic factor-mediated signaling pathway. The transcript is spliced from 2 exons. The record is from RefSeq and is a predicted model, not a curated record. Bases 1613 to 2188 code for a protein of 191 amino acids.